AUGGCACCAUCACGCGCAUUCGGUUUCUCCUCAUCAUCGGCCUCUUCUCGACACGCCAACAAAGCACGACCAGUUUCGGACGAGGAAGAUCACUCCGAAGCAGACGAAAGCUACCGACGAAUGAAAAAGAGCGUCGCCACCACAACCAUGUCCUCCUCUGCUGCUGGCAGAUCCUCCAGUGCAGCACCUCGCUCCAAACGUCCUCACGAAUCCGUCGCAGCCGACUACGACUCUCGAUCCGUCAAGAAGAGUACCUCCACUUCUUCUUCCCACAGACCCAGGAUGCAGCACGACGACUCCGGUGCCGAGGAGGACGGCGAUGUCCCCGGUCUGUCGGACGAACUGCUCAUGGAGCGUAGAGCGUACGAUGAGUGGGUCGACAAGAAGCUCUCGAAGCUAUCCUCGAAGCGCGAACAGUUGCUCGAGGAACGACUCGAACGCAUCCGCUCCGAACGCGAUGAGAUUCAGUCGCAGUACGACGAACUUCGACAGUUGAGGGACACUGCACCUGAACAGGCGCUGGAAGAGUUCAAAAAGACGGCAGAAGCCAGGUACCGACACGACAAGGAUCUCAUCAACUCUCUCAAGGCCAAGAUCGAGGCUGCGGAGAAGCGGGUCAAGGAAGCGGAGGGAGGAGCAGUGGCGGAUCGAAGCAUGAGCAUCCUCAACGCGAGUGUCCGGGAAAGCGUCCAUCCAGCUUUCGACGAUGCGAAACUGGAAGAGCUCAAAGACGCACACCGCAGAGAGAUGCUCGAAGCCGAACGCAAACAACGUCGUCUCGAAGAAGACGUCAAAUCCUACAAGCUGCAGCUCGAACAAGAGAUCGCCCAGUCCAAAUCGCUCCGAUCCAAAUCCUCCGCCAACGCAGAACCCUCCUCCGCCGCAUCCACCUCGCUCGCCGCCUUUGAAGACGAGAAAGCCGUGCGCAAGCUGUACGAGGACCUCACCGGUCUCGUCGUCACGGGCGUCGAAAAGAUCGACGCCAACGAGCCGUUCCGUCGCUUCAAGGCGAUCUUCGCGCAGGAAGAUUACUAUUCGGUGUUGAUGGAUCUGGAAGAAUCGUCAUCCAAACUCUCUAGCGGGAAGAACGGUACCAGGGCUGAUAUUGUUUAUGUGCCCAAGAUCGAUGAUGAUAGGGAUGGAGAGCUGUUGAACAGCCAGAUGGUGCCGCAGGAGUGGUUGGAUGCGUUGAGGUUCGAUAGGAAUAUGCUGUUCAAGUGGUACGAGAAGACGAGGAAGGCGUUGAUGACGGACAAGGCGAGGUUGAAGUUGAGGGCGAGGGAGGAGAGGGCUGGUCGUCAUUGA
Pseudozyma hubeiensis SY62 is the source of this 1305-nucleotide messenger RNA. RefSeq lists its product as hypothetical. NCBI's taxonomy places the organism in Eukaryota, Fungi, Basidiomycota, Ustilaginomycetes, Ustilaginales, Ustilaginaceae. The coding region runs from base 1 to 1305 and encodes 434 amino acids. Gene Ontology annotation, molecular function: protein binding. The transcript has a single exon. The record is from RefSeq and is a predicted model, not a curated record.